This is a messenger RNA of Brenthis ino (lesser marbled fritillary), 1674 nucleotides long. The record is from the annotation of a GenBank genome assembly. NCBI's taxonomy places the organism in Eukaryota, Metazoa, Arthropoda, Insecta, Lepidoptera, Nymphalidae.
AUGGCGUCUUUGUCGAGUUUGUUGCCAGCUCCUGUUCAGCAGGUGUGGGAUAGAGAUGACGAACAGAAAGCCAAACGAGUCGGUAGUGCCCUUGUGGUAUCACAAACAAGUGUUCCACCUUAUGGCCAAAGAAAAGGCUGGGUACCUCGAGCAGAGGAAGACUUCGGGGAUGGAGGAGCUUUUCCUGAGAUUCAUGUAGCUCAGUAUCCCCUGGGUAUGGGAGCCAGGGGUAAGGAAAGCACAUCCAAUGCAUUAGCUGUACAAUUGGAUGAAUCUGGAAAAGUUAAGUAUUCAGCAAUUGCAAGACAAGGACACAGCGCUGACAAGAUUAUUUAUUCUAAACUAACAGAUCUAUUGCCAUCGGAAGUUCUAGCCGAAGAUGACCCUACUCUACAGAAACCAACAGAUGAUGAUAUUCAAGAUAUAACUGAGAGGACCAAAUUGGCUUUAGAGAAACUAACAAAUGCAAAAAUAUCUGCUGCUAUGCCAGUUAAAGCUGCACCAAAAGCUGCACCAGCACAAUACAUUCGGUACACACCUGCACAACAAGGCAGCACUUUCAAUUCUGGAGCAAAGCAACGGGUUAUUAGAAUGGUGGAAGCCCAGUCGGACCCUAUGGAGCCGCCGCGGUUCCAGAUCAACCGUAAGAUCCCGCGCGCGGCGCCGUCGCCGCCCGCGCCCGUGCUGCACUCGCCGCCGCGCCGCGUCUCCGUCAAGCAGCAGCGCGACUGGAAGGUGCCUCCCUGCGUGUCGCACUGGAAGAAUGCUAAAGGUUAUACCAUACCUCUGGAUAAGCGUCUGGCUGCCGACGGUCGAGGACUUCAACAAGUGCACAUAAACGAGAACUUCUCAAAGCUUGCCGAAGCACUGUACAUAGCAGAUAGGAAAGCAAGAGAAGCGGUGGAAGCGAGAGCACAGUUAGAGAGGAGAUUGGCACAGAGAGAGAAAGAAAAGAAGGAAGAGCAUUUGAGAAUGUUAGCCCAAAGAGCAAGAGAUCAUAGAGCUGGUAUUCGCAACCCUGAAGACGAGGCUAAUGAAGAAACAGCCAGUAUUGCACCGGAACCAGAGGGAGAGCUCUCUGCCGCAGAGAGAGAUAAGCUGAGAGCGGAGAGACAUAGAGAGAGGCAGAGAGAUAGGAAUAUUUCUAGAGCUGCGCCUGAUAAACGGUCUAAACUAGUGAAGGACCGUGAACGUGAUAUAUCUGAACAGAUAGCUUUGGGUCUGCCCGCCAAGACCACGCAAGGUGGUGAAGGGAUGUUUGAUCAGCGGCUGUUCAACAACAGCAAGGGAAUGGAUAGCGGGUACGGCGACGACGAGGCGUACAACGUGUAUGACAAGCCGUGGCGCAACCAGGAGUCCAUCGGCUCCCACAUAUACCGCCCCUCCAGGAACGCUGAGAAGGACAACUACGGGGACUUAGAUAGUUUGGCUAAUAAUAAACGUUUCGUUGCGGACAAAGCAUUCGCCGGCACGAGCAGUUCGAACACUCGCUCCGGACCCGUGCCCUUCGAGAAGGACGCGCCUAGAGAGGAGCCUUCACAGUCACGAAGCACCCAGCCCGAGGCAGACUUCGAUCCGUUCGGUCUUGACCGGUUCUUGAGCGAAGCGAAGCGAGCGGACAAAAGUUCCCGGAAACGUGACCACCACGAACCCCACGCUAAGAAGCGGAGAGAA